Lasiosphaeria miniovina is the source of this 774-nucleotide messenger RNA. RefSeq names its product nucleoside-diphosphate-sugar epimerase. Lineage: Eukaryota; Fungi; Ascomycota; Sordariomycetes; Sordariales; Lasiosphaeriaceae. The record is from RefSeq and is a predicted model, not a curated record. Bases 1 to 774 code for a protein of 257 amino acids. The transcript has 2 exons.
AUGCAUCUCAUCCUCACAGGAGCCACGGGUCUUGUCGGCUCGGCGGUUCUCGAUGCCAUGAUCAAAAUGCCCGAGGUGACGCGCAUCUCAGUCCUCAGCCGGCGGCCAGUCAAGAUGAUGGAAGCUACCAAGGACAAGCGCGUCAACUUAAUCAUCCACGAGGACUUUAUGAAAUACGACGGCAGCCUCCUCGGCCAGCUUGCCGAUGCCGAGGGCUGCGUGUGGGCGUUGGGCAUCAGCCAGUCGCAAGUGGGCAAAGAAGAGUACAUCAAGAUCACGAAAGACUACGCGCUCGCGGCCGCCGAGGCGUUCCAGAAUCUCCCGGCAGUUGCGUCGCCGGCCGACAAAAAGCCCUUCCACUUCGUCUACGUGUCGGGCGAGGGCGCGACGCACAAGCCCGGCAUGCUGACGCCCAUCUUCGGGCGCGUCAAGGGCGAGACGGAGCUGCGGCUGGCCGAGAUGCGCCGCGCCAACCCGUACUUCCGCUCCAGCUCCCCGCGCCCCGCCAUCGUCGACGCCGCAAACCACCCCGCCAUCCAGCCGUACAUCCCUGCCCUCGGGUUUGCCAGGAGCGCUCUCGGCACGGCCCUCACCCCGUUCAUGCGCGUCUACAAGGCGGCUUGCAGCCCUACUGAGAAGCUUGGCCCGUUCUUGACGGAGAUGGCCCUCGGCCGGUGGGACGGCGAUGAGUUUGUCGGCAAGGGCUACGAGAGGCUCCCUGGUGGGUUUCCGAUCUUGGAGAAUACCGGCAUGCGCAGGCUCGGGGAGUGGUGA